Prunus armeniaca (apricot) is the source of this 342-nucleotide messenger RNA. The record is from the annotation of a GenBank genome assembly. NCBI's taxonomy places the organism in Eukaryota, Viridiplantae, Streptophyta, Magnoliopsida, Rosales, Rosaceae.
AUGAGUUUGGUUACCAGAAUCUCAAAGCGCAAAUGUUCAAUGAUUUGUAAGAAUUCUAAGUUUUUGCGGGAUGAACUGCAGGAGUUGGAGAGUAUUGUAGGUCCUGUACAUCGUGAAACUAAAAAUCUGACAGAUCGUAUGACACCAAGGGCCCUAUUUACCAAGAAGCACAAGGAAUUGGUGAAAGAGGGCGAAAAGUCAAUGAAAGAAACAGCAAGGAGGAAACCGAAGGUGCCGAAAGCAUGUGCAGCUCCAUUUCCCUCCUCUUUUUCGGCCGCACAUCUUGACUCCACUAAGGAGGGAUUUCCAACACAUACAACCUGUAAAUUUGGCUGUAAAUGA